AUGGCGGAACCAAUCCCAUCGGCCUCAACCGCCGCUGCGGACGCCGCAGACGACGAAACGUCCCAGAACCUCCCCAACAAUGCCGAGGACCGCAAGGCCGCUGCGGCGCUCAAUUCUCUGAAUGCCAACGAGAUGUCCACCGAAAAUGGGGAGGGCGGCUCGAAACAACCCUCCGCGGCGGACCAAGAGGCGCUGGGAAAAGCAAUGUCGAGACUGGAGAUCGCCAGUGGCGUCGGCAAGAAGAAGGACGACACCACCAAGACUCAGGCGAAGAAGGAGGUUGAAGUGAAAAAGAAGGUCAAGAUCGCGGCCGAGGACGUGAGUCUUUUGGUCGAAGAGCUGGAUCUUUCAAAGACCAAGGCUACCGAGCUGUUACGGUCACACGACGGAAAUGCUACACUGGCAAUCAAAGCCUUUAUCAUUCCUGCUGCGCGAGCAUGA
Messenger RNA from Fonsecaea multimorphosa CBS 102226, 441 nucleotides. RefSeq lists its product as uncharacterized. NCBI's taxonomy places the organism in Eukaryota, Fungi, Ascomycota, Eurotiomycetes, Chaetothyriales, Herpotrichiellaceae. The coding region runs from base 1 to 441 and encodes 146 amino acids. The record is from RefSeq and is a predicted model, not a curated record. The transcript is spliced from 2 exons. Gene Ontology annotation, biological process: protein stabilization; negative regulation of apoptotic process.